AUGUCGUCGCAGGUGGACGCUCCUCCGCCUUCCGGCUCGCCUCGAGGCACAAUCGUCUUCUUCCAUCCGGAUCUGGGCAUCGGCGGCGCUGAGCGGCUGGUCGUCGAUGCGGCGGUUGGGCUGCAGGAGCGCGGGCACCACGUUGUCAUCUUCACCAACCACUGCGACCCCAGCCAUUGCUUCGACGAGUGCCGCGAUGGAACCCUCGAUGUUCGUGUUCGCGGCGCCUCGCUCGUCCCCAUGUCCAUCUUCAACCGCCUCACCAUCCUCUGCGCCAUCUUGCGCCACUUCCACCUCCUCCUCCAGAUCACGCUCUCCGGCGAACUGCAGCAUUUAGAACCCCGCGCAUUCGUCGUCGAUCAGUUAUCCGCAGGCCUGCCCCUGCUGCGCUUCCUCUCGCCCGAUGCGCCCAUCCUCUUCUACUGCCACUUUCCGGACCUCUUGCUUGCGCAGGGUCGUCAGUCACUGCUCAAGAGACUCUACCGGGUGCCGUUCGAUUGGAUCGAGGAAUGGUCCAUGGGAUUUGCGCAGGCUGUGGCUGUGAACUCGGAGUUUACAAAGGGCGUCGUUGCUAGGACGUGGCCGCGACUGCAGGAAAAGGUCGAUACCAAGGUGGUGUAUCCGUGCGUCGAUACGACGAAACAGGACGAAUUCCCUGGCGAGAAUGUUGCUUUGGGUGAGGGUGACCACAAGAUUAUACUCAGCAUCAACAGGUUCGAGAGGAAGAAGGACAUUGGGCUGGCUGUCAAGGCUUUUGCGGCCAUUCCCGAGGCGAAGCGAAAAGCAGUCCGUCUAGUGCUAGCAGGCGGCUAUGACCAUCGGGUUGCCGAAAAUGUCGAGUAUCACGCCGAGCUCGAGCAGCUGGCCUCUUCCCUCUCUCUCAGACACCACACCGUCACAACAUUCGACGCCUCCUCUCUGUCUUCGAUCCCGAGCGAUGCCUCCGUCCUCUUCCUCCUCUCCAUACCCAACUCCGUCAAGACCUCACUCCUCCGUACAGCGCGCCUGCUAGUCUACACGCCGUCAAACGAGCACUUUGGCAUUGUUCCUCUUGAAGCCAUGUUGGCUCGCGUGCCCGUCCUUGCCGCCAAUACGGGCGGUCCCGUUGAGACGAUACGGGAUUCCAAGACCGGCUGGCUGCGGAACCCUGACGAUGUCAAUGCCUGGUCCAGCGUCAUGAGCGAUGUGCUGAGCAUGCCCGAUGCUGAUCUUCGCCGGAUGGGUGCUGAUGGCGAGGAACGCGUGCGAUCUCUAUUUGGUCGCGACAACAUGGCCUUGCGCUUGGAGAAGUCGAUAGACGAGAUCCUCUCCAAGAAGCACGCUCGUCCAUCACUAGUCAUCCCCAUUGGGGUCAUUGUCUCCGUGUUAUUGGCUGUACUUGCAGUCUGUAUGCAUUUCUCAUGA
Messenger RNA from Trichoderma reesei QM6a, 1404 nucleotides. RefSeq names its product glycosyltransferase family 4. The record is from RefSeq and is a predicted model, not a curated record. The transcript is spliced from 3 exons. Gene Ontology annotation, molecular function: GDP-Man:Man(1)GlcNAc(2)-PP-Dol alpha-1,3-mannosyltransferase activity; alpha-1,3-mannosyltransferase activity. Lineage: Eukaryota; Fungi; Ascomycota; Sordariomycetes; Hypocreales; Hypocreaceae. The coding region runs from base 1 to 1404 and encodes 467 amino acids.